Molecule: messenger RNA, 4851 nt
Organism: Pungitius pungitius (ninespine stickleback)
Lineage: Eukaryota; Metazoa; Chordata; Actinopteri; Perciformes; Gasterosteidae
Gene: phactr4b
Product: phosphatase and actin regulator 4b
Exons: 18
Coding region: 602-3187 (861 amino acids)
Biological process (GO): actin cytoskeleton organization; neural crest cell migration
Molecular function (GO): actin binding
Source: RefSeq, a predicted model, not a curated record
GCUACAGCUUCCACCGAGGACUACCGGUACCGAGAUGCCCAUCUCAAGAUGCUUUCCGGCUGGUGCGUAAAGUGUUUUGGACCCGGCGCUGGAAGAGGGGGAAAGUGUGAGGUGAGGAAAUCACCGGGCUGCUAUUUUUAAAUCGCCUGUAACUGAUUUCAAAGGAGCGAGUGAUGCAGGGCGUCCAUGCACAACAAAGGAUGCGUGUGGUCUCCGGGAUGUAGAUGGUGUCCGUCGAUGUUUGCUGUUCGCCGACUCCGUCCGUUGGAUGCACCGUAAAAGUCACUCAUCCGCAUCUCGAGUCCACUGGUUGAAGAGCCGCUCGCGCAGAGGGAGAGCAGCAGGUUCCACGCAGGGAAGCCUCCACGCACGGCUUCGUUUUCUGCUGCGGCGCUGGAGAGACGACCGUUUCGUCGGAUGCUUUUCGCGCGGCGGACCGGAGGCGAACCUCGCAGAGGGGUUACGAUGGCUGGAGCUGCCAUCUUAAACAUGCUGGAGACCUGAACAAAUACUGACCUACUGCUGCUGAGGACCUCAACCACCCCGUCCCACCCAUGACUUUGCAUAAUGAGCCGUUGAUUGCUGUGCCUCAAACUCUGUAAUGGAAAACCGUGAUGAUGAAGCUGAGCAGCACCACAGCACCAUGGUGGGAGAGGGGGGCAGCACGGGGGACAGCACCCCUCCCCCGAAGCGCAAGGGCAAGUUCUCCACCAUUGGCAAGAUCUUCAAGCCGUGGAAGUGGCGGAAGAAGAAAAGCAGCGACAGGUUCAAGGAGACUUCAGAAGAACUGGAGAGAAAGAUGUCGACGAGGCGAACGCGGCAGGAGCUUAUAGAGCAGGGGGUCCUGAAGGAGGUCCCGGACAACGAUGCAGAUACCCACAAGCAGAAGCAGCUCUACGUGAAGAACGGCCACACCCUGCCCGUGAGCUCCGGGGGCGGGGAGAGCGGGGGAGGCGUCGGUGGCGGCAGGAGUCCGUGCAAUCAGGGCAAACCCCCUUCAGAGUCCGACUUUAGGAUUAGCCCAGCCUGGCUGGCCCAGCAGGACGACCCGAGGGGUCGCUCUCCCUCCGACGGAGACCGGCGGGCUGCCCCGGGGUCCAGGGGCACGGGGCCGCCGCCCGAGGACGUGCGGAGAAGCGCAGGGGCGGGGUCGCGGGCGCACGUGGAGGGCGAGUGGAAGCCCAACGUGGUCUGGCAGGGCCAGAUGGAGGACGGCAGACGCGGGGGGCGACUUCACCCGGAGGACGGGCAGAAGAGGCCCGGCCUGCAGAAGGUACCGUCGGAGGAUGGCAGGAGGAGUCGACCCGCCGAAGCGGACUGGAAGCCCACACUCCCUCGGCACGCCUCCGCUGAGGAGGGAAGGGCCCGCAGAGAGUCAGAGAGCCAUUUCGUCCCCGACGCAGAAGCCUUGCGGGACACCUUGCGCGAACCUCUGCCACCCAAACAGUCCGUCAUGCCGCCAAAAUGGCUGAUGACGUCCACCCCUGAACCGGGCAGCAAGGGUCCACCUCGCACCCCGUCCAACCACCACACAAACCAGUACCGCUCUCCCUCCGGCCCCUCGGCUGUGGCGCCCAAACCCGUUCGCUCCGUCUCCUCUGCGGGUGCAUCCACUCAGCAAUCGUCAUGUGCGGGCCCGACCUCCACCUCUCACGGCACCAAGCAGCCCCCUGUGCCUCCACCCAAGCCUGUGAACAGGGGCAAUGCCCCCAUGCUGGUCUCAGCCCUGCAGGGGGGAGAGAACGCUCAGCUUCCGCUCUACUGGUCCUGCUGGAAGCGAGAGUGCGACUAUGACGUCUACCUGUCCCUGCCCGUCUACCUGUGCCGGCGGGCCGGAGGCCUGCGCUCAGGCGACUUCAACCAAGCCGCCGGAGGAGCCAGUCUUGUUCCAGCCAAGCCUUCUCCUCCGAUGCCUCCUAAGAGGACCACCCCGGUUACCAAGCGCUGCACGGAGGACUCGAGCCAUCCCAUCAACCCCUCACCACUUUCUCUGGACGACCACAGCAACCUGCACGUGGGCUUUCAGCUGCCCCCCCCUCCUCCUUCCCCUCCCCUGCCGACGCACACACCGCCGUCUCCUCCCCGCCAGCACAUACACAGCCACCACCUGCACCAUCAGCACUCCUACCCCCACCCUCUGCCCCAACCAAUACCAAUGCUGUUUGACCCCCCGAGCCCGACCAAUGAGUCUCCUCAGCGUCCGGCCCCCGUCCCGCUGCACAUCAUGAUCCAGCGAGCCCUGUCGAGUCCCGGUCCGGCUCAGCCUCAUCCAGACGGUUCACAGCGUGCACACACGCUUCUUUUUGAAACUCCUCCGGACUACCAAAGCGGUCGCCCACUUCCUGUCAGCAUCCAACCAUUAAAACCAUCUGAAGAUGACUACUCAGAGGAGGAGGAAGAUGACGAGGAAGAUGAGGAGUACGAUGGGGAGAUUCCUCAGCCGGAGCUGGAGCCACGGAGUCGCAGAUGCUUGGUUGGAGAUGCCAGUGUAUCCGUCAUCCCGGGGGGAAAUAGUAGUGAGGAGGAAGACGAGGAGGAAGACGAUGAAGAAGGAGGAGUGCCUGGGGAGGACAGCGACUCAGACGGUCCCGUGCUUUAUAAAGAUGAAGAGUCGGAGGAGGAGGAUGAGCCCCCACUUAGUGCCCUGGCCAGCAGGGUGAAGAGAAAGGACACCUUGGCCCUAAAGCUGAGCAGCCGUCCCUGUGCCCCGGACAGGGACCGGUUCAUCCAUGAGAGGAGCAGCAGAGACAACCAGCCUCCAGGACAGACCGGCCUCACCUGGCAGAGCCGGGAGCAGUGGGAGGCCAUCCGCACACAGAUCGGCACUGCGCUCACGAGGCGCCUUAGCCAGAGACCAACUGCUGAGGAGCUCGAGCAAAGAAACAUCCUUCAGCCCAGAAAUCAGGCCGACAGACAAGCUGAGGUUAGAGAGAUCAAGAGGAGGCUGACCAGAAAGCUGAGUCAAAGGCCCACAGUUGCUGAACUACAGGCAAGAAAGAUCCUGCGGUUCCACGAAUAUGUGGAGGUCACAGACGCCCAAGACUACGACCGGAGGGCAGACAAGCCGUGGACAAAGCUGACUCCUGCAGACAAGGCAGCCAUCCGGAAGGAGCUCAACGAUUACAAGAGCACUGAAAUGGAGGUCCACGAAGAGAGCAGAAUCUACACCAGGUUUCAUCGGCCUUAGACCCCUGCCCACACUCCUUCACGGAUAAUGAAGCACUUAAAAUCUCUGCGUUGCCAGAAGCUGCUUCCCAUGCGGACGGAUCGCAGUUUUACGUUUCCCGAAUGUACUGUACAGAUUAUCAGAGAACGCCUGGAAGUGAAAAUGCCUCCCGCUUGCCCUCCAUCGCCCUCCCACUACAUUGCUUAUACUAAAAUGAGGUGGUGAGGACCAGAUGCAGUAUUUCUCCCGGACAACAGGGGAAGCCACAUGCCGAUGUGGUGGGGAAGUGGCAGAGGACCUAUCGGGCCGCCUGUCGCUCUGCUGGAUGUGGCACCCCUCAGGGUCUUGGAUCUAGUGACGACCUUCAAUGCGGCCUCAUUCUGUGUUGCCUUUUUUCUUCUUUACUGUAUAUGGAAAGCUAAUUCAUCCCGUUAAUGUAAUAACAUACAAUAAUAGUAAUAAUAUGAUGACUUAUAAUCUUCCACACAGUAAUAAUAGAUAGCAGACAGCAGCUAGAGCAGACUGGAGGAUGAAGACUGGGAUAUUCUGUUAUAGGACUGGACAUCUCUGGGAUAUUAUGUGUUUUAUAUCAAUUGUGUACAGACUGCUAUUGUUAUAUCUUAGAAGGAAACCUGGAAAGAUCCCAUUACAAAAUACUCUGUAAUGCACAAGAUAUUUUAUAUUGUAAUUUUGAUCACAUGAGUAGUGACGGCUUUUAUUUGAACUUUUUUUGCUUGCCUGUAUUUAUGGUUGUGAUGUGAGGUGGCCAUUUAAGCAUCGAUGUAGAUAUAGAAAAGGGGUGCAGGUCAGGAGGCGUGUUGGUGGUUUUAUGUGUGCCAACAUACCCAAUGCCUAAAGAACUAUAAGAUACUGAUUUUCAUAUCACUCAUUUCUGCAAUCCACUGCAUGAGCCAACACAGAUUCCAUUGCGAUGGAUCUGGAUAAUCUCUCCAUUUAUACUUUUUUUAAAUGAGUUUUUGUACUUCCCUUUAAAGAUCAAACAUGCAAUGCAUUCUGUAACCAUUUUGAAUAAGGUCAUGCUGCUAGUGUCUAUACUUGGAGUGAAAUGUAAGUUGGUGUGCUUGUAGAUCAGGGAUUUAUAAAAAAGAAAAGUUUAAAAAUGUAUAAACGGUCAACAGGGAGUCAUUUUGGCUGCAACCUUUUGAAACAGAAGCAGAAGUGUUUUAUCUUGUAUUGUUGUCUGGCCAGUAGCUUACAGAGUUCUCUAUGCUGUGUACAGGUUGAUAUAGGAUUAACUAAUGUUGUAUAUAUCUUGUCUUCCUGUCAUUUGAAAAGAAAUUUCAAAUAUAAAAGUAUUAUAGGUUGCUAUUUUUUUAAGCACAGAAUAUUAGUUCAUUAUUAAAUGCUACAAGAAUGGGAAUAUGAAAGAGUCCCUUUUCUGUUAGAACUAAGUUCCUUUUUAAUUGAAUGUGGAAUUGUACGGACUGAGUUUUUUCUGUUUGACUGUAAAUAGUCACAUCUGGAUCUAAUUAAAAAUCUUACAAUUCCUUGAACAUUGAGCAAUCCUCUGCAACUGGCUUUUUAAUUAAUCUAUGAGUCUUACCUAGUGUGGAGAUUAAGAGACAUUUUCCAGCCAGUCAGCCAUCCAUUAUUUUAUAGUCACAAGAUUAUCAGCACUAAGGAAACUUUUGAAUUUUUAAAAUUAAAAUCUAAUACUCCAGUGA